ACAGGCGGAACGAAAACAAAAUGCGAUAGUUUAACUUCACUGCUGAGCUGUGAUCAAUGACAGCGUUAUCAAGGCUUCCCGGCUGAUUUCACCGACCGUUUAUGUAAAUGUUAUUUCUUUGUACCUGAAACGUGCGGUAGUAACAUAGGAUCAACCAUGCAGUUCUCUCCUAAUAACGGAGAUUUCACAUUCGUCUCCUCGACAGAGGCUGAAGAGCUCAGCGGCACCAUCAGUGCCCCGGACAUUAAACUAAGCAUGGGCACAGAGAGUGGUAAAGACCCAUAUGCCACCACCUUCCUGAGGCAGCGAGGCUACGGCUGGCUGCUGGAGGUGGAGGAGGAUGACGGUGAAGAGAGCAAACCUCUUCUGGAGGAGCUGGACAUUGACCUGAAGGACAUCUAUUACAAGAUUCGAUGUGUGUUGAUGCCAAUGCCAUCGCUUGGUUACAACCGGCAGGUGGUCAGAGACAACCCGGACUUCUGGGGCCCUCUGGCCGUGGUGCUGCUCUUCUCCAUGAUCUCCAUCUAUGGACAGUUCAGGGUUGUAUCUUGGAUCAUCACCAUCUGGAUAUUUGGAUCACUAACAAUCUUCCUGCUGGCUCGGGUUCUCGGUGGUGAGGUGUCCUUCGGCCAGGUUCUUGGAGUGAUUGGAUAUUCCCUUCUUCCUCUCAUCGUUAUAGCCCCUCUGCUCUUAGUGAUCGGAGGGUUUGAGGUGGUUUCUACACUUAUCAAACUGUUCGGAGUGUUCUGGGCUGCUUACAGUGCUGCUUCGCUGCUCGUCGGAGAUGAAUUUAAAACGAAGAAGCCCCUUCUCAUCUAUCCCAUUUUCCUUUUGUAUAUCUACUUCUUAUCGCUAUAUACUGGCGUGUGACUGGACGAGUUGAAACUGUGGACCUUUUCAUGGACAGUGACCCUGGAGCAUGGGAGAAAAAAGUCAAACUAUGGAACCAGGAUUUUUUAAAAAGGUGUUUAUUUCUUUCUUUUUUCUUUUUUUUUUUAACUCUAUUAAAUUUAGACAGUUGGGAUGUUGGGGAUAUAUAUCAAUGUAUAUAGUUUUUGUCCCUGAUAGCUGGUCAAUAAAAUGCACAUGGUUUUACAGCUUAAAAUUCUGUAUGCAGACUUCUCGUUCUCCAGUGCAGUACAGUCCCCUGGUCCUGCUUUUACCUGUAGAUCAUGAAGCAGGACGUAGUGACGCGGUUGUAUGUUAAUUUAAUGACUGUUUUUUACUCUAAUCGUGCUGAAGAAUGUGGUGCCAAAUAUUUGUGUGUAUACGUUUGAGGGAGAGUUUAAGAAAAGAGACGGCACCACACAGACAGAAAUAAAAAGAUUGUUGAGCAUAAUGUCCUUCAUUGGUUUGUACUGUAUGUACUAUGAGAAGUGUCCAUUUCGGCUUUUCCACAGACUUGUUUUCUUAAUUUAUGGAUGUCAGCUGCAGAAGCAGGUCAGCUGGGGCAGUUGGUGAUAGAAACCAUCGUCUACUAAAUGUGGUGCCUUGUUUUCCCACCCGUGUCCUGUUUGUCACCAGUUUAAUACAGGAAUAUAAUCCUUUGAUCAAUAAUUACAGUAAAUUCAGUUAUUUCUCACUUAACCAUCUGGUGUUUCCUGACUGAUUGCUGUAUUAUACUAUACCUUUAACACAGCUGGUCACACUAAUGUAUUAAACAGUGUUGAUUAUU
This is a messenger RNA of Chelmon rostratus (copperband butterflyfish), 1675 nucleotides long. It is a transcript of the gene yipf4, whose product is annotated as Yip1 domain family, member 4. Gene Ontology annotation, biological process: vesicle fusion with Golgi apparatus; endoplasmic reticulum to Golgi vesicle-mediated transport. Lineage: Eukaryota; Metazoa; Chordata; Actinopteri; Chaetodontiformes; Chaetodontidae. The transcript has 6 exons. Gene Ontology annotation, cellular component: membrane; trans-Golgi network. The record is from RefSeq and is a predicted model, not a curated record. The coding region runs from base 157 to 870 and encodes 237 amino acids.